This is a messenger RNA of Adineta ricciae, 694 nucleotides long. NCBI's taxonomy places the organism in Eukaryota, Metazoa, Rotifera, Eurotatoria, Adinetida, Adinetidae. The record is from the annotation of a GenBank genome assembly.
AUGUUUAUCAUUCUAGUUCCAUCUUGCGACGACGGAAAUAAAAAUCAAGAUGAAAUGGGUAUUGAUUGUGGCGGGUCAAUAUGUGCAGCUCGAUGUAAUUUAAAUGAAGAAUCUGAAUACUUUAUUUCCACUAUUCAAAUUUGUUAUAUUGUAGCUCAAUCGUGUUGUGACGGAAAUCGAAAUCAAGAUGAAACUGAUGUGGACUGCGGCGGUUCGAUCUGUGGCGCUCGAUGUGGUUUAAAUCAAGUUUGUUCCAGAAAUUCUGAUUGUUCCAAUAAGAAUUGCCAUCAAACAAAUAAAAUCUGCCAAGCACCUUCCUGUUCGGAUGGAAAUGAAAAUCAAGACGAAAGUGGUGUUGAUUGUGGUGGUCUGACAUGUACAGCUCGGUGUGAUUUGGGCCAGCAUUGCACUCAUAACGCUGAUUGUAGUAAUGGCAACUGUCAUCAAACAAAUAAAACUUGUCAAGUCCAGUCUUGUAAUGACGGAAAUCAAAAUCAAGACGAAUCCGGCGUUGAUUGUGGUGGUUUCGUUUGUGGAGCUCGGUGUGAUUUGAAUCAGGCAUGCUCACACAACUCUGAUUGCUCGAAUGGAAACUGCCAUACAUCAUUGAAGCUAUGUCAAGUAUCAUCUUGCAAUGACGGAAAUCGAAAUCAAGAUGAAACUGAUGUGGACUGCGGCGGUUCGAUCUGUGGCG